AUGGCGGAGCACCUGGCCUCCAUUUUCGGCACCGAGAAGGACCGCGUCAACUGCCCCUUCUACUUCAAGAUCGGCGCUUGCCGCCACGGAGACCGCUGCUCCCGCCUCCACAACCGCCCCACCAUAUCCCCGACCCUCCUCCUCUCCAACAUGUACCAGCGUCCCGACAUGGUCACCCCCGGCGUCGACCCCCAGGGCCAGCCCAUCGACCCCCGCAAGAUCCAGGAACACUUCGAGGACUUCUUCGAGGACAUCUACGAGGAGCUCCGCAAGUUCGGAGAGAUCGAGAGCCUCAACGUCUGCGACAACCUCGCCGACCACAUGAUCGGCAACGUCUACGCCCAGUUCAAGGAGGAGGACCAGGCCGCCGCCGCCCUCGCGGCCCUCCAGGGACGGUUCUACUCCGGCCGCCCCAUCAUCGCCGACUUCUCCCCUGUCACCGACUUCCGGGAGGCCACCUGCCGCCAGUACGAGGAGAAUAGCUGUAACCGUGGCGGCUACUGCAAUUUCAUGCACGUCAAGAUGAUCGGCCGGGAGCUGAGGAGGAAGCUUUUCGGCAGGAACAACCACCACGGGAGGUACUGGGGGACCCGCAGCAGGAGCCGGAGCUCGAGCCCUCCUUCAAAUCACCACAGGCGAGAUCGGGACAGGGACAGAGACAGGGAUUACGAGAGGCGGGACUUCCGAGGUGGCGGCAGGAGGUCUGGAGGAGACAGGCAUGGUGGUGGGGGAAGGUAUGAGGGCGAGAGGAGAAGGCAGAGGAGCAGAAGUCCUGUGAGGGAAGGGAGUGAGGAACGGAGGGCGAGGAUUGAGCAGUGGAAUCGGGAGAGGGAGGAGAAGGAGCAGUGA
Striga asiatica is the source of this 849-nucleotide messenger RNA. NCBI's taxonomy places the organism in Eukaryota, Viridiplantae, Streptophyta, Magnoliopsida, Lamiales, Orobanchaceae. The record is from the annotation of a GenBank genome assembly.